Molecule: messenger RNA, 3105 nt
Organism: Closterium sp. NIES-67
Lineage: Eukaryota; Viridiplantae; Streptophyta; Zygnematophyceae; Desmidiales; Closteriaceae
Source: the annotation of a GenBank genome assembly
UCGUAGCACCUUAGGCCUAACGAAUCCCGAGGCUCUCAUUACACAUCACGACGUAGCGCGAAAGCAGUUCUAAAAAAAGCUCCGUCUGUUAGAUGCGUUAGCGUUAGUGUUAGCGUCCAGAGACUUAGGUGCUUGCUUUGGUGGACUGGGAUGGGAGUGUAGGCGACUGGCUCACUCGCUUGGUACCCCCUGGUCCAUUCGACGCAGCUAUUUUCACACGUCUCGCCGAAUUCGCAUCGACUGCCUACCGUUCACUCCGCAGAAGCCCCGUCUGGGCGACGCUUCGCGAAUUCGCCUCAACUUUUCGCUACUUUGCUUCGCAGCUACCUCUUCGCGAACGGCACUGGCUCUUCUCGAAUUCACGCCUGCAGGUUCCACCCCGAUCGGCAGCCGUAUGUCUCUCACCUGAUCCGUCCGAUCGUCAGCGCGCGAUCAGGGCCGUCCGAUCAUGAGGAGCCAGGGUUUGGUGGCGCAUAAGACGCCUAGAUCGGGCGGAGGCGCGAACCUCAAGGCUCCGUUAAAAGAGCUCUUCGUUUGCCGUUAUGAGGACGUGUUUAAUGGCCGUAGCCCGAUCAGUACGUGCCGGGAGAAAGGGUUCGAGGGACGGCAGGAGCUGCAACGGUUCUGGGACGAACUACUACUGUUAAAAGUCAACGAGGCCUACCUUGCGCAGUGCAUCGCUUCCAUUCCCGAGGACCGCCUCAUCGGUCCACUCAAACCCACCAUCAACGAGAUCUUCGCUGCCUGCCUCAGAUAUCUGGGCGACGUGAAUUUCAUCCGAGUGGCCCAUGCGCUUGAAACCCUAGCCGUGUUCCUGAGAGAGGUCUUCAAGAAGAGGUUCGGGGAGCAGACCUUCACCAUUAUCACGCUGGUUGCAGGCAACGCGGACAGUGGCGACGCCUAUUUCAAGAAGCUCAUCUGCGAUGUGUCCACCCUGCUCACAGGGGAGAACGUGCCCGUGCUGGUCAAAGCACUGGGGACCAGGCUAUUUCUUGUCCUCCUAACCGCCACAGACAACGUCAACGCGAAUCCCGUGGCCUCGUACCUCUUCCUGCACCCCAUCACGGACCCCCUGCUCGCCCUGCUCACCCUCUCCCCGCCGCACCACCGCCAGCGCCUCGAGUUCGACACCUCCCUCGUCCUCCUCCUGCUGCUGCUCUGGCGGCGAGCCGCCAACCCGUACGCGGAUAGAAUCGCCUCUACGGCUACGGCUCCCCUCGUCCCCUUGCUGCAUACCAUUCACUCCCUGCUGUCCCUUUCGCAAGAGCCUGAGCUGCAGUUUCGUGGGGCGGGUGGAGGGGGAGGGGAAGGAGGGGGAGGGGGAGGGGGGGUGGGAGGGGGAGGGGGAGGAGCAGGGGUGGAAGGGGCGAGGGGAGGGGUGGGUUCAGGAGGGGUUGGUUCGUAUUUGCCUUCUAUGGAGGUGAUUUCGUCUCAGGCGGCUUCUGCUUUGUCUGUAGUGGCGUUUGCCACGUCAGCAGCCACCCAGGCGCUGUACAGCUAUGCGAGCACGGCUAUAGGGGGGAUAGCUAGUGGGAAGGGGCUGACCAUGCUGCCCCCUAUAACGAGUGUGAUUGUAGAGAAGUUUACGGAGAGGGGGAGUGGAGGGGGGGAGGUGGACAGUCAGUGGGCCUAUGGCACGUGCGGUGUGCUGCUGCUGUAUUUCCUCGUGGCGCUCAACCCCACUGCGAGAUCGCCCUCUUUAUGGCCGCAUGAAGGCUUUAUAGUGGGAGCCGGCAAGUCCAUCUCGCUCCUAUGGGGCGAUGUGCUUCGGCUGCUACUGCUCACGUGCCGAGACGCCUUUGAACCCCAUGCACUGCAAGGGGAAGGGGGCCUUCCAAGAGCCAAGGUUCUUUUCCUCAUCGCGCGCCUCUUGCUGGAGGAGCGCCAUACAGCCGAGUUUCUCUUCCGAUGCGACCCCGCCACCUUCCUCAUGCACUCGCCAGAGCCUCCCAGCCCAUCAUCACCCGCCAUGUCCCCCCGCUCCCCUCGCACCCCAUCAUCGCACCCCGUCUCAUCCAUGUCUCAUGCGUUCUUCAACAUGGGAGUAGCCGUCCUCUCUCUCCCCCUCCCCCCCACUCCCGCCCCCGCCCAACCCUCCUUCAACACGCUCCCCCCCUCCGUCUCACACUCCUCCUCUAACCCCCCUUCCUCCUCGUCCUCCUCCUCUCACCCCCCUCACUCCUCCUCCUCCUCCUCCUCUACCCCCUCCUCGGCCUCCUCGCAACCUGCACAUUCAAUGGAUCCGGACGCGUUGGUUCGGGCGGCGGUGGUGGUGUCACUGGUGGUCAACUUUGCGCGCGCCAAGGGGGUGCCCCUCAGCACAUCAACGGUUGACUGGUUUGGGCUCUGGCGCUCCCUCGUUCGCAUCUGCGACUGGUGCCGGGCUGAUAGCAACUUCCAGCGGCCAGGGGCGCCAGAGGUGGCUGAGAUCGCCCUAGGACUUCUAGAAGCAUGCGUGGGCGCGGGAGCAGACCUGAUUGCUGGCCCGGGGGUAGGAGGCUCAGGAGUGGGCGGGUGCGACGAUCUGGAGAUGCUGCACGCGCUGCUGCUGACCCACAUGGCGGUGUUUGAAGGGCUACAGGCGACGGCUGAGCGAAUCACCUUUGGGGAGGCGGCUAAGGUGUCGAUCACUGGAGGGAUCAAGAUGGUUAACAUCAAGGAGUUAAGAGACCACUACGAGGUGCAAGCGGCAGGCAUGGGCAUGCGACUGGGCAGCAUGACGGAGGAGCAAGCCCUAGCUGUGAUCCGCAAGAAGGGGAUGACUGGACUCAAGGUGAAGCCACGUCAUGUGGGCCCCACACACGUGUACUCAGAGGGCACUGCGGAGCUGAGGGUUCUCACUGCUACCACUCGCCUGCUGGUGGCGCACCACCGGAGAAAUUUCUGGUCGCUGCUGCCCAAGCUGGAGCUCGAAAACUAUUGACUGGAGAAAUUUCUGGUCUGUGUUUGAGGCGCCUCAGAAGGGGCGCAACCAGGGCCUACUUUUGGAUUUUUACUACCGUAAACGCCCGGAUAGAAGACCCCUAUGUCUUAUCAUAUACCGACCUAAGAAGUGGUGAAAUUUCUUAUAAAUGGAAAAAACCAGGGGGUGUGUAUCUUAUAAAU